Messenger RNA from Falco peregrinus (peregrine falcon), 2750 nucleotides. RefSeq names its product isocitrate dehydrogenase (NAD(+)) 3 non-catalytic subunit beta (gene IDH3B). Lineage: Eukaryota; Metazoa; Chordata; Aves; Falconiformes; Falconidae. Gene Ontology annotation, molecular function: oxidoreductase activity, acting on the CH-OH group of donors, NAD or NADP as acceptor; NAD binding; magnesium ion binding. The transcript is spliced from 12 exons. The record is from RefSeq and is a predicted model, not a curated record. The coding region runs from base 103 to 1263 and encodes 386 amino acids. Gene Ontology annotation, biological process: isocitrate metabolic process; tricarboxylic acid cycle. Gene Ontology annotation, cellular component: mitochondrion.
CCGCCCCACGCGCUUCCUGCCGUGCCGCAGCCGCGGUGCAUUGUGGGCCGCCCCACGCGCGUUCCGCCGUGCCGCAGCCGCGGUGCAUUGUGGGUCGGUGAGAUGGCGGCGCUCAGCGUGGGCCGGGCGGCCGCCGGGCGUCUCCUGCGUGCCCAGAGCCUCGGUGUGUGGAGGAGCCUGCAUGCCUCUGCUGCCCUCCAGCAGAUCCCACGGGCCAAGUCAGAAAAUGCGAAGUCUGAGGGCAUGUUCCAGGUCACCAUGCUGCCUGGAGAUGGGGUGGGCCCGGAGCUCAUGCAUGCCGUCAAGGAGGUGUUCAAGGCUGCCAGCGUGCCUGUGGUCUUCGAUGAGCAUCACCUGAGCGAGGUGCAGAACAUGGCGUCAGAAGAAAAACUGGACCAGGUGGUUGACUCUAUGAAGGAAAGUAAAGUUGCCCUGAUAGGCAAGAUCCACACCCCCAUGGAGUACAAGGGAGAGCUGGCUUCUUACGAUAUGAGGCUCAGGCGCAAGUUGGACUUGUUUGCAAAUGUUGUGCAUGUGAAGAGCUUACCAGGCUAUAAAACACGCCACAACAACUUGGACCUCGUGAUCAUUCGUGAGCAGACGGAGGGGGAGUACAGCUCCCUGGAACAUGAGAGCGCAAAGGGAGUCAUCGAAUGCCUGAAGAUCAUCACCCGGGCCAAGUCGCAGCGCAUUGCCAAGUUUGCCUUUGACUAUGCCACCAAAAAAGGGCGCUCUAAGGUCACAGCUGUGCACAAGGCCAACAUUAUGAAACUGGGCGAUGGGCUCUUCCUGCAGUGCUGUGAAGAAGUGGCAGAACUGUACCCCAAGAUCAAAUUUGACACCAUGAUCAUUGACAACUGCUGCAUGCAGCUGGUGCAGAACCCCUACCAGUUCGAUGUCCUUGUGAUGCCGAACCUCUAUGGAAACAUCAUUGAUAACCUGGCAGCUGGCUUGGUGGGCGGCGCUGGCGUGGUUCCUGGGGAGAGUUACAGCGCCGAGUACGCAGUGUUCGAGAUGGGCGCCCGCCACCCCUUCGCGCAGGCUGUGGGCAGGAACAUUGCCAAUCCCACUGCCAUGCUGCUCUCGGCCGCCAACAUGCUGCGGCAUCUCAACUUGGAAUUUCACUCCAACUUGAUCUCGGAUGCGGUGAAGAAGGUGAUCAAAGUCGGAAAAGUUCGGACACGGGACUUGGGCGGUUACUCCACCACUUCUGACUUCGUGAAGUCUGUGAUUGACAACCUGCACCCCCACUAUGGUGCCUAGGAGCCCCGCUCGCCCCGCGCAGUCGGGGACCUCACUGCGCCCUGCAGCAGCUUCCCGUAGCUUACAGCCCAGCGCCACGUCCCUCCCCCUCCUGCCUGGUGCAGCCUGCCCCGGGGGGGGGGCCCUGGUGCCCCAGGGGAGGAGGAGGAGGGCAGUUCUCCCUCCCACCCAGCCCAGAGCCCAGUAACCAGCCCCAGUCGGGCUUGCCAGGCGCCUCCGCUGUGCCUCCCUGCGAGGAGGGCAGCUGGGGUGACUUGGGAGGGGUGAAUGGGCAGCGCCCCGAGCUCAGUGUAGUGCCCAGGGACUGUAGGAGCCUUCUACCCACAGCGGCAUUAGCAAUAAAUGGGACCACAGGGCUGCAGUCGGCACAAGCGCAUGUGUAGGGUGAGGUGGCUACAAGGCUUUGUCACCUCCCACUCACUGGGACCCGGUGUGCAGUUUGGGGCGCUGUUGUCGCCCCCUUCAUGGGUUUGUGGCUGGUUUCUGAGGGCCGGGGAGUGCAGGGCUGAGCCGAGCUGCAGCUGGGUGUUGGAGCGGCCUGGUGAGCCGCGCAGGGCGUUGUCUGCAGCAAACACUUGCCCUGCCAGGCAAGCCGUGGGGCUGGGGACCAGCGGUGCUGUGGGGCAGACCACGGGGGCUCUGUCCUGGCAGGCGUGUGCGUGAGAGAGCGACUGGGACAUGUAUUUAGUGCUGCGCUGUGUAUCUGUCUUUGCAAUAAAAGGGUCCAAUGCUUCACCCCUGCCCACACAGGUGCUGUUCCCCACCUGGCCCUGCACGACUCAGCGUUGGCUCAAGGUCUCGGGGGCACCUGGGGGUGCCAGGGCCAGAAGCUGGGCUGGCAGAGUAUAGGGCUGUGCCUGUGGUGGGGGGAGCAGGGCUCAGCACCGGUCCUGCACCACCAGUGCUGGCCCCUUGCCAUCCCCUCCAGCCUGCUGCGGGGGGGUGAGCCCAGGAAGCGGCUCUCCCUGGUGGGGGGAGCUGCCAGGAAAGCCUGCUGCUGCAAUUCCUGCCUCCCCCACCACCCCUCAAAACCUGCCUCGAAGCAGGUGCUGGCAGAGGGGCUGGUGCCCACUGCCAGCGCCCCCCAUCUCCUGGGUCACUCCCGUGGGGCCAAGGGAGUCGGGAGCCAGUGCUGGGACCGGAGACAAGGCCCACUGCAGUGCUGCCACGGGGCAGUGUGCCUUCAGCCCCGCUCCCAGCUCCAGAAGGGACACUUCUGGAGCUGCCAACAGCCUCGGGGAGCCUGGUCCGCAGCGCACAGCAGCCAGCUCCCCAGUGCGCUGUGGGGGCCCCCCUCCCUCCUCACUAACGCUCCCCUCUCCUUGCAGGUGCGCACGGCGGACAUGGGGGGCUACGCUACGUCCAUGGAUUUCACCCAAGCCGUGAUAGCUGCCCUGGAUGUCUAGGGCCCCUCGCCUCGUCCUCCCUGUUCCCGCCGUGCCCACCUGGUAAUUUAUUGCUUCCCUCUAAUAAAAGUAGCCUCUGCA